This is a messenger RNA of Capsicum annuum, 1064 nucleotides long. Its product is annotated as protein N-lysine methyltransferase METTL21A. The record is from RefSeq and is a predicted model, not a curated record. NCBI's taxonomy places the organism in Eukaryota, Viridiplantae, Streptophyta, Magnoliopsida, Solanales, Solanaceae. Bases 114 to 917 code for a protein of 267 amino acids. The transcript has a single exon.
UUUUUGAACUUCACCACAUAAGUUGGAGAGAGCAAGUAGGAUUUUAGGGCAAGACCUCCGCAAUUGUUGAUUGGGUAAGAUAAAUCCUUGAAUAAAGUGGCGGCGCCUGUCGCAUGAAUUCUCCAAUAGCUGAAACCCAAGGAGACAUUGACACAGACAUAGACAACGACAACCUCAAUCCCUUCACUAUGAUUCUCCCACAAGACAAUGACGCUAAUCAUGCAACUCGUCAGCAGCAACAACAGCAGCUCUAUUUUCUCCAAUCCAUCAACUCCAACGUUGUCAUCAGACAACUCCCAUCUCAAGGCCUUUCUUUCCAACUUUGGCCUGCUGCUACCGUUCUUGUUACUCUCCUUGACAGCACCCGUGGCGGAUUAACGUCUCCGUUUUCUGACUUACUGAAAUGUCGGGAAAAAGGGGUAGGGGAGUCAUUGCCCCUUCGUAUUCUUGAACUGGGUUCAGGUACAGGCGUUGUUGGGAUAGCUGCUGCUGCAAUUCUUGGUGCUAAGGUUACUGUAACUGACCUUCCUCAUGUGCUGCCUAAUAUACAGUUCAAUGUUGAUGCGAACUCACAGGUUUUGGAAAAGCAGACUGGGGUUGUUGAUGUGGCGGCGCUUAGCUGGGGGGAGAACCUGGAUAUGGAGGCUGUUGGUAGAGAUUAUGACCUGAUUUUGGGAUCUGAUGUGGUGUAUCAUGAUCACCUGUAUGAACCUUUGAUUGAGACGUUGAGGUUUUUCUUGUUAGGAGGUGGAAAGAAGAUAGCUUUUGUGAUGGCUCAUUUGAGAAGAUGGAAGAAGGAAUCGGUUUUCUUCAAGAGAGCUAAGAAGCUUUUUGAUGUACAAAUCAUACAUACCGAGCCUCCAUCCAAUGGGUCUAGGACUGGGGUGGUUGUGUACCUGUUUACCGCGAAAAGAUAAGUCUCCAAGAGACCCACUAUCGUCAACCAAGGUUUGAUGUUGGUUGGAUGUCAGUUUAUGAAUCUUGUUGUAAUGUAUAACAAUGGGGUUUUGCCCAGCAAAGAAGUAAAACGCUCUUUGCUUUUACAUGGAAGUACAAUCAACAAA